UCAGCGCAAGAAUGCGUACAAUCCUGAUCCUCACGCUUCUAGUCUCAAGCCUGGCACUGAGCAAGGGCAACGCCAGUCACAAGCGCGUCCGCUUGGUGCCGCCUGCCAACCUGUCCGUCACGUGCCCCAGCUCCACGUUCUCGAGCCCGAGUUUCACCUUCUGGUACUACCCCAAUGGCACGUUCAUCGAGACCAGAGACAGGGUGAUGGUCAACGAGGAAACGGGCGCUCUGUUCAUCCAGGACCUGACCAACGACGACUGCGGCUUGUACUAUUGCACGUCCCUGGCGGACGGAGGCGGUCCCGGUAGAUCUGCCGGACUCACAUUCGUGGAAGUCUACACCGUCGAGUCUAAGCCUUACUUGGAUAGGGCGUUUGCCGGCGGUGUGGCUGCCCUCUGCGUACUUACGACGGCGGUUUUCAUAGCGCUGGUUGUUAGGUUUAGAUAUCGAAGCGAAGAGGAGAAGAAAAAAAACGUUCUUCCUGUGGUCUCGAGGACGAAUGUGGGUUACGAUCAUACAGAAAGUUCUACGUCUUUUUAGUCCUUGUUUUCGGGAGGGCUCGGCCAUGUUGAAAUAA
Ixodes scapularis (black-legged tick) is the source of this 579-nucleotide messenger RNA. RefSeq lists its product as uncharacterized. The transcript has a single exon. Lineage: Eukaryota; Metazoa; Arthropoda; Arachnida; Ixodida; Ixodidae. The record is from RefSeq and is a predicted model, not a curated record. Bases 12 to 542 code for a protein of 176 amino acids.